UCAUUUUAAGAAAAUUUUAGUCGUGAAAAUUUAUUUGUGAAUAUUUUUAUAGGAAAUAAAAAUUAGAAUUAUUUUAGUAUAUUUUAAUAUAUAAUGGAAAAUGUUGGGGAGCCGCAAUAUUUGUCGGAUCACGAACAUGAUAUUAAAUUAAUUGAAAGGAACGAAUCGCCACCUGACGACCAGAACUACGACCAAGAAAAAGAGGAAGAAAAACAAGAUCAAGAUCAAGACGAAGUAGAUUCAAAUCCUGGAGGAAAAUUCUACCCAGAAUAUGAAUGGAAAAGAAUUACAGAUGAUUUUUUUAAUGCCUGUGCCGAACUUUCUCUUGGUGAAUUAGUUCACGAUGAAGUAUUUGGAUUGUUUGAGGCUAUGUCUGCUAUUGAAAUGAUGGAUCCGAAAAUGGAUGUUGGAAUGGGCUUUAGUAAAAAUGAACCUCCGCCACAUACUUUCGAAACGGCUGUUCAAGCUGGUAUUUUAAAGUUAUCAGAUCUUGAUAAUAGUGAGCUUAUUGGGCUUUUUGACUCAUUGUAUGCUUGUUUGGUGGCGUGGCUAGAAGGUCAUUCUUUAGAUCAAAUACUAUUCACAUGUUUAUAUUUGCAUUCACCAGACUCAAUAGAAGACAAAUCAUUGAAAACAUUUUGUACAGCUAUUAGGCGCAUUGUAAAUACGAUUAAAGACUUCAUUCUCGAAAGCAAUGUUAAUGAAGAAGAAGAUUUUCAAUUAUUUAGAGCAUCAAGCUAUAAUUUUUGUGAUCACCUAUCAGUCCCCAAAGUAGUUUCUAUGAUAAGAGAAGCUGAAGAAGAACUUGUUAAAAAAUCAAAAAUUGAAGCACAACCUGAUGAUACAAUAGCCAUUAUUAAUCGUUUAAGACUUAUGCGUCAUUUGUUUCAGUCAUUACACUUGUUUUGGCCGAGAAGGGAUGCAGCUCCAACUGAAAAUGAAAUAGCUGAAAUACAGAGAAAUUUAAGUGCAGGAUUAGAUUUACUUCCCUAUAUUAAGAAAACAGUAGACAAAGGAACACAACCGGAUCCAAAUUCGGAGGCUCCCAAUCCAAUGGGAUUUUCACCUAGAGUUAAUCAAAGAAAUUUACCUCCGACAUUUCCUAGAAGUGCGGAAAUUAAAGAUCGUUUAUCUAGUUAUCAAUUUCUUGAAGAAUUAUUUCAACGUCUAAAAUUUGCGUGUAAGGUUGUUCAUUUAAGAGACUACCACUCUGCUUUGAAUUUCUUCAUAGAUUUUAGUAAACGAUCUGAUCACUGUCUUCUUUCUCGCAGUGUUUUACAAAUUUUAUUUUUAAAUAACAGGAAAAUUUUAGGUGUAAUACCAUUUGAAGAUUGUUUAAAAGAAUCUGUAAAAAACUUUAUAGCUCCACCGGUGCUUAUGGCUAAAAAUCCCCUUGCGCUACAUCCUCAAGCAAAAAGCUGCGUUGAUGCAUUUUUCAGCUACUGUAAUAUGCAUCCUUUUAUGUACUUUUUGCAAAUAUGUGGGUAUAAUAGAGCGAGGCAAAGAGAUAAAUUAGCUAGACUUAUUCAGGAAGGAUUCGCCAAUUUACAAGAUGAAGCUGGACGAGUUGACUCUUAUUUAAAUGUACUUGCUACGAAAACUGAAGCUGCGGGUCAGCACAUUGCAUUUUUUGGUACAUGGACAUUAUAUCACUGUUUACGUGCAAUGUCUUUAUAUUUGCUGUCAGGUUUCGAAUUAGAAUUAUACAGUGUUCACGAAUAUUUGUACAUUUUUUGGUAUUUAUUUGAAUUUCUUUUUGGUUUCAUUAUUUCGGCUUUAACACGUGCUGACUGUAUUUUAACUGAACAAGAGCAUCUUCAAGAACAAUUAAAUAACAAAGGGUCUAAACAGAGAAAAUCAAAGCCAAAGAAAAAGAAACAGCAAAAAACUUUUAAAGUUGAAAUCGAUUACAAUCACGCUUUGCAAAAUUUAUGUGGUGGUUAUUACAAAACAAUGGCAGGAUUUACCAAAGAUGAGAGGAUUCGUCAUCCUAUGUCCAAAUUUGAUAACGAAUCAAUUCGAUUUAGUCAUCGUUUUGCACCAUUUGCAAAUUUGACAAGUCCGCCACCAAUACCCUAUUGUGAAUUUUACAAAAUGAAAACUUGUCUUUUAAGACUAAGCUCGACCGAAUUGUAUAAAGCUGCCACAAAUCAUUUUCAUCAGGCUAGAAAGUGCUUAGAAUCAAUUCAAAAUCCGGACCAAGAAAUGCUUCAGUUGAUACAAGUUGCAAAGGUUAAUUUUGUUGUAACCAGUUUGCUUGCCAAUGGACAUAAAAAAGAUUCUAAAUCUCAACCAGACUUUGACUUUUCACAUCAUAGAUACUUCCCAAUUAUCAAAUUGAAUUAAUUUAUAAAAAAUUAAUAUUUAAUUUAAAAAAGUAUAGUACUAACUAAACUGAAAUAUAUAAUUUUUUGAUUAUAGCAAUAAAAAUAAAAAAUAACUUAUAUAA
Molecule: messenger RNA, 2449 nt
Organism: Condylostylus longicornis
Lineage: Eukaryota; Metazoa; Arthropoda; Insecta; Diptera; Dolichopodidae
Gene: Naa35
Product: N-alpha-acetyltransferase 35, NatC auxiliary subunit homolog
Exons: 9
Coding region: 94-2346 (750 amino acids)
Biological process (GO): N-terminal peptidyl-methionine acetylation
Cellular component (GO): NatC complex
Source: RefSeq, a predicted model, not a curated record